Messenger RNA from Auxenochlorella protothecoides, 1428 nucleotides. RefSeq lists its product as hypothetical. Gene Ontology annotation, biological process: NAD+ biosynthetic process. The coding region runs from base 1 to 1428 and encodes 475 amino acids. The transcript is spliced from 10 exons. Lineage: Eukaryota; Viridiplantae; Chlorophyta; Trebouxiophyceae; Chlorellales; Chlorellaceae. The record is from RefSeq and is a predicted model, not a curated record.
AUGUAUGCAGAGUUCAUGCAGGGGGUGACCCUCGAGUUCAAGCUGACGGUCCGCCACAGCGACGUGUCGCUUGCCGCCAUUCGCGAAAAAGACCUGGAACUGUGGACCGCUUUUGAGGAGCUGGUGCGCCGACGGCUGGGCGUGCAGCCCUACCCCCCCGCCGUGUGCGACACCCUCCGGCGCCACUUUGCCGGCUUCGAGCUGACCCAGGAGAUGGUGCAGCGCGCACAGCGCUACGGCGUGGCCCCCGUCACCUGGGCCCUGUCCGAGGACGGGGCGCUGACCGCCUGGGCAGCGGGCCCCGCGGAGGCGGCCUCCCACGUGGAGACCACCCUGACGCAGGCGGUGCGCCAGCUGGAAAGGAUGGAGCGAGUGAGACUCACGCCGAGGUCGCUGCUGGCCAGCGCGCUGGCCCGCCUGGCACUGGGCGUGGCGCGGCUCAACGCGCGCGUGCCGCCCGGCCCGCGCAUGUUCCUCUUUGCCGGCCGGCGCUCCAGCUCCCGCCGCUUCCUGGUGCUGCAGAACUGGUACUGCGGCCUGCACCUGCGCGGCUGGGCGGGGACCUCGGCCCUGCUGGCGACCGCCACGCUGGACGGCACGCUGCGCGCGCUGGGCUCACGCCUCGAUCGCCUGGGGGUGGGGCCGCUGGUGGGCACGCUGGCGCACGAGACGCUCAUGCUCACCGACCAGCUCCUGGCCGGCUACGACAUUCAACAGGCGACGGGUGCAGCGACCGAGCAGGAUGGAGCGACGACGACAGUGGGCUGCCUGCUGGGGCACCUCCUGCUGCUGGCCAGCGGCGGCGGGCUGGCGGCGGCCACCGCGCUGCCAGAUACCCAGGGCACUCCCGGAUUCGUGGCAUCGGCUCUGGCCGCACGGCCGCCGCGGGAGUUCCUGGCCGAUCUGGAGGCCAGGCUGGACUCGGGCAGCUACUGCGACAUGGCCGAAGUCGUGAUGACCGCCUGGGAGGAGCGGUGGCGUGGAGUGGAGGAGGGGGCGCGGCCCCCAAGACCCAGGUUCAUCCACAGCAAUCUGGAGGGCUGGGAGAGCGUCGUGGAGCUUGCCAGGGCGCCAGAGCGCGUGCGGCCCUGGGCCUUUGCCUUUGGGACGCUGGCAGAUGGGUUCCUCCCUUUCCAGGACGCUUCGGGUGGAGAGGUGGAGGUCCACCUGGGCAGCCUGGUCAUGAAGGCUGUGCAAGCCAGGCACCCUGGAGCAGUGGGCAGUGCCGCCGAGUCGGCAGCCAAGCUGGGCGACGACAGCGCGGGGGGGAAGUUUGAGUUUGACACACGGCUGCCAGAGGGCACAAAGGAGCGCAUACUGGAGCGGUUGGGCCAGCUGUCGCAGGCUCAUGAUCUCGAGGGCGAUGCAGUGUCAAAGGCACUGGCACAGGCCUACAGUGCUGUCACCCGGGAACAUCUGCUGCAGUGA